GGGGCUCUCACGUGAUGAAAUAAUUUCGGUACCUUGCUUUGGGCCGCCACGUCUUGGAUGUGGCUGGAAUUAAAUCCCAUAUGGCUGAGCUGUGCACCAAUGAGAAUCAUCUCGCGGAGAAGACGUCACAGCGAAACCGUAGCUAGGGCGGAUUGAGUACCUUCCAGGCGAUAACCUCAUCCUCAAAGUGAACUCGCCACGGUUCAAAGGACUGAAUCGUGUAAUUCAAUACAAAUAUUCACAAUGGCACCCAAAGGACCAAACUAUAAGCUAUGGUUCAAGAUGAUUCUAGGCGGCGCUGGCAUUGCUGUCGGAGGUCCAGCCUUGGUCAUGUACAUUUCCCCGACUGAGGAGGAGCUCUUCAAAAGAUAUAACCCAGACUUGCAAAAGAGGGCCCUCGAGAGCCGGUAUGAGCGACAGAAGGAGUACGACGACUUUGUCACGGAACUCAAGAAAUCCGCAAAGUCGGAUAAGAAUAUCUGGAUCACUCAGCAGAUCGAGGCCGAAAGGAAGGAAAAACUUGCCAAACAGAUGGCGAGCGCGAAUGCAGCAGCUGAGUAUGCGCGGUUGCAACAAGAGGAGCACGAAAAGAUUGAACAGAUGAGGAAAGAGGCUGGGCUACCGCCUACUAGGUAACAGGGACGCAUUUUAUGUCGCUCAAAAUCGAUGUAAGAUCAUAUAUGUGAGAUACCGCAGACAUGGGCAUUCACCUUUCAAUGGUACAUCGGGGAAAAGCAGUGUACGUGUAUUAAAUAUUUUAGCAGGGAGGAAGUCCCUUAACUGAUCCUGUAAAAUAAUGUAAAUCUAACAUUUCUG
This is a messenger RNA of Pyricularia grisea, 816 nucleotides long. RefSeq lists its product as uncharacterized. Lineage: Eukaryota; Fungi; Ascomycota; Sordariomycetes; Magnaporthales; Pyriculariaceae. The coding region runs from base 244 to 636 and encodes 130 amino acids. Gene Ontology annotation, biological process: mitochondrial respiratory chain complex III assembly. Gene Ontology annotation, cellular component: mitochondrial membrane. The record is from RefSeq and is a predicted model, not a curated record. The transcript has 3 exons.